Molecule: messenger RNA, 3679 nt
Organism: Schizophyllum commune H4-8
Lineage: Eukaryota; Fungi; Basidiomycota; Agaricomycetes; Agaricales; Schizophyllaceae
Product: kinesin-domain-containing protein
Exons: 3
Coding region: 136-3189 (1017 amino acids)
Biological process (GO): microtubule-based movement
Molecular function (GO): ATP binding; microtubule motor activity; microtubule binding
Source: RefSeq, a predicted model, not a curated record
GGCUUGCGAGUUCAUCUUGUCAACGACGACCAACAUCAGGCCGCCGACCCCGACGCUCUUCGACGACGCCCGCGCGACGCCGAGGACCAUAUCAGCUCUGUCUAUACUGGACUCUGGACUGUAUCAUAUCCCGCCAUGGUCGCCGCAGGAUCUAUAACGGUGGCCGUCCGCGUAAGACCACCGACAGCAUGGGAGGCGCAGAGACUGCCGGAACCCUCUUAUGAUACGACCAUCCGCGGCGAUGGUGCCCUUUCGACCCCGGGCCGCGCAACCACAUCCUCCAUGCUGCGGCACAUCGUCGAGAUAAUUGACGACCGCAUCCUUACCUUCGAUCCGCAAGAGCGUGAUCCCGCGAAGGCCUUUAUGGAGAGAGGAUUUAUGCCCCCUGGCACGAAGCGGUACAAGGACAAGCGCUUCAUGUUCGACCGCGUGUUCGACCACGAGGCGCGACAGCAAGAUGUGUACGAUGCGACUGCGCGCCCCCUGCUCAAGGGCUUGUUGGAUGGCUACAAUGCUACCGUAUUUGCAUAUGGCGCAACAGGUUGCGGCAAGACGCACACGAUCAGUGGCACGGAAAGCGACCCAGGCAUCAUCUACUUGACCAUGGCCGACCUCUUCCAACGCAUUGAGGAGCGUAAAGAAGACUACAACGUAGAAGUCAUGGUCACCUUCCUCGAAAUUUACAACGAAGAGAUCCGCGACCUUCUCGCUGAGCCUGGCGCAGCGCAACCUCGCGGCGGUCUUUCCAUACGCGAGGACAAGUCCGUGAAGGUAGUCGGCCUGACAGAACUGAAGCCGAAUACCGCGGACGAUGUCAAGGAGAUCGUGCUUCUGGGCAACAGCCGUCGAACCCAAAGUCCAACGCACGCGAACGAGACCAGCUCACGCUCACACGCUGUUCUUCAAGUUCACGUCACUCAGUCGCCUCGCACCGCAUCUCUCACGGAGCAGAAGACCUGCGGUACUCUGUCUAUCAUCGACUUGGCUGGAAGCGAGCGUGCUGCGGCUACGACCAACAUGGGCCAGCGCAUGGUCGAGGGCGCCAACAUCAACAAGUCCCUUCUCGCCCUUGGAAACUGCAUCAACGCCCUCUGCGAGAGCGGCGGCGCCGUGCGCCACGUGCCCUACCGCAACAGCAAGCUCACGCGCCUCCUCAAGUUCUCCCUCGGCGGCAACUGCAAGACGGUCAUGAUCGUCUGCGUCGCGCCCACCUCGCAGCACUUCGACGACACGCACAACACAUUGGUCUACGCCGAGCGCGCGACGCGGAUCAAGACGAAGGUUGUGACGCGCAAUGUCGUUAACGUUAACCGCCACGUCGGGCAGUACGUCGAGGCAAUCAACCGCCUGAACAUCGAGAUCGCGGAGCUGAAGCAGAAGCUCGCGGGCAAGCAGGCGGCGGAGAAUGACGUGACGCGGAGGAAGAAGGCGGAGGCGAGCGCGGAGGUGCAGCGCGCGAAGGGUGAUAUGCAGGCGAAGCACGAGCAGACGCACGUCGCCAUUGUGGAUGGUGCGCACUGCUCUGCUAGACUCGCAGUCGCCAGCACGCGCCUGGCAGCCAUCAGGAGCAGGUUGGAUGAGAUUGCUGCCAUUGAAGCAUCUUCUCCGUCUCCUCUGCCUGCAGACCUACUCGCCGAGCGCUCGGUGCUGCAGUCCCUCGCCAAGCCAGAGGAGGAGGCGAUCCACGUCACGUCGAACUGGAACACGCGGUUACACAAGUCGUCCAACGCCAGUGCGAUGUUCGACGCGACUAUGCGAGCCGUCUCCGAGCGGCGCUCCGACCGAUUGGACGACGUCAGCGUCGAGAACGUCAAGCUCGACGCCCGCUGCCAUCGCGCGGAGCUGGAGAAGGCGAAGGCCGAGGCGGAGAGGGAUGUACUGAAGGAGGCCGUGGGCGAUAUCUCGCAGCUCAUGGUCGGCCUGGCGGGCAUCGUCGGCCGCUGCACGGUCAAGAUCGGCGACGCGAGCCGGGCGCUGAACAACGCGGUCAAGAACGACGCAGAGAAUAUGGAGAGCGUGGUCAAGCGCGUGGCGGGGGUGUUGGAGACGUUGAAGGAGAAGAACGACGAGGCAUUUGCGGAUUUGGUGGGGCAUACGACGGCGGACUACUCAUCGGAGCAGCGCAACCCGGAUGUGUAUGGCCUGGGCGACUUCAAGGGCUAUGGGGCUGCGUUCACACGCCGUAUCAGCUCGGGGCCUGCGGUCUUGCAGUCUCAGAACAACAAUGCGUCGUCGUCGCGUCGCGCGUCGCUCUACGAGACUAACGGCCACGAAGCUGGUUCUCCUCGCCGCCGCGCCCCGCGCCGGUCGACGCGCACGAGUCUGGCGUCUCAGCCGUACCGUCGUGCGCCCGAGCGCGAGCGCAAGGUGUCGAAGGGCAAGAACGUGCAAUGGAAGGACGAGGCCGGCCAGGGCUCGCUGGACAUGUCGAUGCGUGACCCGCCGCCCGACUUCAACCUGUCCGUCAUCCCGGCCAGUCCCGCACCUGCCUCCGCAGCGAACAUAAGCACGGCGUCCGCCUCGGGGCGUAACUCGUCCAUGUCUAUGGGCGGGUCGGAGAGCGACUGGGAGGACGUGACGGAUCGCGGGGACAACAGUUUCGCGGGCCCGUCACCUUCGGCUCCCUCGUCGUCUUCGAACCUGCUGAAUGCGUCGACGUCUGGACCGCCGGGGCGCAAGCGCCCGAGUCGCCUUGAUCCUAGCUUCCUGAAGGCUCGCAAGGGCGCCGGACCUGCGCUUGGUAGUCUUACCGAGGCCGACGAGACGCUUGGUACACCGCGCCGUGGCAAGCCUCUGUCCGACCGCAGCAUGAACCAGCCUGAGGAGUCCCUCUCCGCCGUGCUUUCGCAUAACAAGGGCAAAGGGCACGCUAGCCCGCGUCGCCCGCCGCCAACACCGCGAGGCGCGGCAGGGAGGCGGCGGUCGGGUAUCGGUCUUGGAGGUAGGGAGAAGGGCCGCCGCCGCUCGAGCAUGAUCCCUCAGCUGUCGCCGCCCAGCGCGAGCGUGGGGCCGAGGCGGGUGGUGAUCAGCAGCCCGGCGAAGCGCGUGAAGCGGCCCUCGAUGGCGGGGCGGCCAGUGAACUCGUUCACGGCGAAGUUGCGCUCCGCGGGGGUGGGGAACACGUCGGUGGUGGAUCCAAACACGAGUGGAGGGGAUACGAGCUUCCGGUCGAAGCCAACCUGGCGUUGAAGGAGUGUAGAGAGCCUAAUGCGAGCCUUGUAUGAUCCUAGAUUUUGAUUUUGGCGUAUGUGUGCACUAUCGAGUCGUCCUGCCAGUGGAUGUGGAUGCCUUUUCGUAUAUUUUCUUCUCUUGACUUGAUGUGCAGUGUACCCGUACGCGUUCUGUAUCAUGUUUCCUUUCGUCUUUCGCCGUCACGCACCUUUAUGACCAUGCACGCGCCGAAUGAAUACCCAUGACUGUUGACCUGGAAUAUGGUGUGCAGAUGUGGACAUCACAAGGGAGGAUGAGUAUUACAAGAAAAGGCAAGGCUUGUGCAAUGUAUCCACGGGGCCACUGGUGUAAGUGAGGAAAGGGAAACAGGCUAGGAAUACAACAACACAUAUCUACGCGGCUUCCUCUUUCUUCACCUCCUCUUCCUUCUUCUCCUCGGCUGCCUCCUCCUUCUUCUCCUCAGCGGCCUCUUCCUUCUUCUCCUCAGCAGCGGGCUCGGCGGCGGCGG